GCAACUGGUAUCGUAUCGAUCGAUUGAUGUUUGAGGUUAUGUUUCUUAGUGUUACGACAGCCACUGUACGACAACAUUAUAAUUUCCUUUUAAAGAAAAAUUUCUUGUUAAUUUAAUCGUGUGUUGUGUCUGGUUUUAACAAUGUCUUCAUGGAAGAAAGCAGCAAAAGCCACACAGAAGACUCAUCGCGAGAGACAUCAACCAGAGACUCGCAAGCACUUGGGUCUUUUGGAGAAAAAGAAAGAUUAUAUUGCUAGAGCCAAAAAUUAUCAAGAAAAACAACAAACUUUAAAACUUUUGCGUAGACGUGCCCUAAACAAAAACCCAGAUGAAUUUUAUUUUCAUAUGAUCAAUUCCAAAAUUAGCGGAGGUGUUCAUAAAGAAAAGAAAAAACGUAAAAAUCAUACACCGGAACAAAUACAGCUAAUGGAGACGCAAGAUAUUAGAUACAUUGCUCACAAGAGAAACAUAGAAGCAAAGAAAAUAAAUAAGCUUCAGAGUCAACUGCAUAUGAUAGAUGCUGCAAAUGAAACCAAGAAUAAACAUACCUUUUUUGUAGACGAUUUGGAGGAAGUCAAAAACUUUGAUCUUGCUAAGAAACUGGAUACACACCCAGCAUUGAUAUCCAGACGCACAAACAGACCAAAAUUAAGUAAAUUAAAAGAUAUGAAAUUAUCAGACAUAGAUGAGGCAAGCUUGAGAAGAAUUGAAAGUGAUAAACACAAUGCUUACAAAGAAUUACAAAAGAGGAUAGAGAGAGAAAGGGAAUUGACUAUUAUACAACAAAAAUUAGAAAUGCAAAGAGCACUAAAAGAUAAAAAAAUUACUAAACCAAAACUAAUAAGCGUAGGAACAAAGGAUGCUGCUCCCGUUUACAAAUGGAAAUUUGAAAGAAAACGAUAACUUCUAUUAUGUGUAGGCGUAUAAGGCGUAUUUUUAAUAAACAAUAAAACAAUCUA
This is a messenger RNA of Bombus impatiens (common eastern bumble bee), 959 nucleotides long. RefSeq names its product probable U3 small nucleolar RNA-associated protein 11. The coding region runs from base 142 to 903 and encodes 253 amino acids. Lineage: Eukaryota; Metazoa; Arthropoda; Insecta; Hymenoptera; Apidae. The transcript is spliced from 2 exons. The record is from RefSeq and is a predicted model, not a curated record. Gene Ontology annotation, biological process: rRNA processing. Gene Ontology annotation, cellular component: small-subunit processome; nucleolus.